This is a messenger RNA of Fopius arisanus, 1230 nucleotides long. RefSeq lists its product as uncharacterized. The record is from RefSeq and is a predicted model, not a curated record. The transcript has 4 exons. Lineage: Eukaryota; Metazoa; Arthropoda; Insecta; Hymenoptera; Braconidae. Bases 494 to 835 code for a protein of 113 amino acids.
UUCACGGAUGCAGCGUCUCUGGAGUUCACGAAUGCGUUUGAGACUCAGUGCAUACCAAAAAAUCGUCAGAGAUUGAUCGGGUGGAAUUGAUUGCGUCCAGUGGAGCAUCACUUGGUGGUGAAAAGGGAUGAAUUGUUAACAAAAAAAAGAGGAAUAAAUCGAAGUGGAGAUUGUGGAACUGAUGGAAUCUGUCGUGGUGCGUGCCGGAAGUGAAGAUCCAUCAAUUCAACGCGAGUGCGAUUGAUGGUUUGAGGGAGAAAAAAGGGAAAAGGGAAAAUCGGAGGGUCCAAAGGACCAAUCCACGUGGAUUUUUUUCUUUUUUUUUUUGUCUUCGGCAAUUGAGAUCGAAGUGCUCGAUGUUGAGCAAUUAUGCCAGUACCUGUUAAUGCAUCGAGAGAUACAUUGCAACCACUGACACCCUCGACUUUUAAUUAUUUUUUCGGGUUAAGAAUAAUCGAAAUGCAAGAGCACUCGAUGUACUCCAGAUAAAUUUAUGUUGAUUAUAAUUUGUGAGGCUCAGAGAGUUAUCGGUGAGAAUUUCUCGGAGGAACGCCGACGGACAGGACGAUAUCUAGCCGGUGGUGCAGCCCUGGCUGUCACGUUGCUGGUGACCCACCACGUGCUGCUGAAAGGUGCCUCAGCAGCAGCUGGCAUAUGCAUCCCAGCGAUUUUCAUGACGUGUUACCUCCUCUGGGUGAUCUACACAGUCCGAAGAGACAGGGCGAAGGCUCGUCGUUUGGCUGCUGCGAUGCAAUUGACGGAAGUAAUUAGCACCUCAUCCUCUCGUCCGCAAUCCAGUGCUCAGGGGUCUGAGGACCGGGGAACAUUGACGUGAAGAAACUGAAGAUAUCAAGACGAUAAAAUCCGGUCCACCGUUUAAAAUACAAGUUGAAUUGAGGAAAAGUGUCGAGUCUGUCCCCUAACCCUCGUCAUCUCCGAAGAAUAGAGCAAUCUAGGUGAGAAAGACUGCCACUUGCCCUUGAUCCCAGGAUUAAAGCUCGGGAACUGGAGGAACUCGUGGGCUGCGUUCAUCUCUCAAAGUACGAGAGCCUGAAGACGGAUUAUAAAUGUGGGAUGCACCUUCAAAGGAUUUCGGUCGUCAUCCCCAAACGUUUCCUCAUUGAAAAAUAUAUAGAACAUCAUUUCUUCCUCCAUUUAUUUUUCCUUUUCAUCAUCAUUUGAAAUUCAAUCAUUACAAUGAAGAACAAAUGGGAAAUUGCUGUUAUAUCG